AUGCGCACCCUCAACAACAUCAACUCCUCCUUCGACUCCUCCUCGCGAACCUCCACCACCGGCCUCGCCGCUCGCCGCUCAGCCAAGCCCGUCCCUAUAGCUACCUCGGCAUCCGCGAACAAGCUCGUCGCCUCGUCCAAGCCGCUGCCUCGGACUCCUACGACGAACAAGCUGCCAGCUCAGGCUCGCCCUCGAUUUCAGUCCUCCGCCUCUUCCACCACCUCGGUCGCCCGCUCUUCCACAGCAACCACCAUUAGCUACCACGGCCCGAAGCAACAUGUCCUCGCCCUAACCGCCACAAAAACUUCGACUCGCUCUACCCCGUCGAGUUCCGUUACGCCCAAGAUGCCCCCUGGUGGUGACUCGAGGCCCCGGCCCCCGCAGCUGAGUGCAGCUGCUGCGAAGAAUGUCGGCCGCACGCCCCUGACGCCCAAAAUUGCUUCCAGUGCAAAGGGUCCCUCGAUUGCUGCACCUCUGGCCCGGAGAUCGACCCAGGGCUUGCCCUCCGGGCUCCCUUAUCGAGACGACACCGCCUCGCCCUCGGUCUACCUAACAAGCAGCGUAACACCCCGGUCCGGCAGUCGUUCAAGCCGUGCCGCCGAGAGCAACCAUACCACUCCGAACGGCACCCCGAACCCGGAUCGAGAUGGAUGGGAUCCUCGAGCUUCCUUGACAUCGUCGUCAGGAAGACCAUCACUGACUCGAUCUGAUUCUCCCGCUGACCCCGACUCGAAAUUUUUCCGUGCCAGUGAUGUCCAAGGAACUUCACAGUCGUCUGGUCGACCCUCGACCGGCACACACAGGCACUCGUCCACCUUCUUAUACGCCAGUGGCAGCAACGCCGAGUCCAAGAGGACCAUGAGCCCUCCCGCCACAUCGCCAUUUACACCAAUUCUUAGCAGCACACCCGAACCCACGCCCUCCAAGUUCUUUUAUGCCAAUGGUGCACCUGACCUCAAGCCCAGUGGUCAGAACUCGGGACCUUCGUCGACAAACUCAUCUACUUCUAGACUUCAAUCUGGACGACCGAGCACAGGCAACUCGGCAUCUGGACACUCGAACCACACAUACUCCCUGCCUCCGAGGCCGCACUCACCUAUCAAAAUUGCCCAGCCAAACCCCUCGAUCCUUAAAAAUACCGGCACACCUGGUCUCAACAGCAGGCCCCAAUUAGCCUCGGCAACCAACAUAACAUCACCAACAUCGCUAGCUCCCGCUGCAACCGUUAAUCCCAAGAGAAGAGUCAGCAUUGAAUCCGCACCCAGGAAACUCCGCGGCCAUGCAAGGACAGGGAGCGUCCCCAACUUUGACCCCUCUCACUCGCCUAGGAUGCCCAUGUCCCCGCCUCGGCUGCACUCAGAGCCCGCAUCGCCUCCGAGGAGCCCUGGCUCAAGUCAGCCAGCCCUGACCAUGGCAUCAAUUCUCCAAGUGGCCGAGGAACUCGCCGAUGAAGAGGAGGCGCAGGAUGAUGAAGGAUCACAGCCCGAAGUUCAGAGCCCAACUAAAUCGACCAAUUCUUCUGAUCCCGUGAACGAGCUAGUGGCCAACGCACGGAGAGAACGCAAAGUUCAAGACUUGGAGAUCACCAAUGCCUCACUUGAAGCCAUCAACCGAACCCUGGAGAGGCAGCUCCGAAAGCAAACCGCCGAGAUUCGCAGGUACAAGCGAUUGUCGAGAGCUGGUCAUCUUUCUGCCGCUCCUUCAGCGACCUCUAGCCGAGUCCCGUCUGAAGUUUUGGCGGAACCCCCUGUCAGCCUUGCCCUUACUGAUCUCAGCGAAGAGGACUCAGCACCCCCUUCGGAAGACGAGGAGCACGAUUCACUGGACGACUCUGAUAUUUCAAUGACUGAUUCAUUAUCAGCCUCGGACGCUCUGGACCCUAAUGAUGAGAAGACUCUGGAAAAGGCGGCUGCCCGUCGACGACGGGAUGAGCGUCGUCUACAGCUUGAUCUGUCGAAGCAUCGCGAACUACUCGUCGACAGCCAAAAGAUCAACCAAAGUAUCAAGCGAUGUCUUAACUGGACUGAGAUUCUCAUCAAAGAGGGCCAGAAGGCGCUGGAUUACAAGGUCCGCAUCUGUGAUGUUGACUUUGGUGGACAUGUGCUUCCUCCCCCCAACGAAGACGGGGACGAGGACGAGGAUGACGACAUCCUGACCCAGGGUGAUGAUCUGGACCUGGACACUGAAGAUACUGGGCUUGAGCCACCGCUGCCCUGGGAGAAGAGCUCCCAGGAUCGUGAUAGUGGCAUCGAGUUGCAAGCGGAAGGCAACUAA
Molecule: messenger RNA, 2274 nt
Organism: Fusarium falciforme
Lineage: Eukaryota; Fungi; Ascomycota; Sordariomycetes; Hypocreales; Nectriaceae
Exons: 1
Coding region: 1-2274 (757 amino acids)
Source: RefSeq, a predicted model, not a curated record